Mytilus trossulus (common blue mussel) is the source of this 828-nucleotide messenger RNA. RefSeq lists its product as uncharacterized. The transcript has a single exon. Bases 1 to 828 code for a protein of 275 amino acids. The record is from RefSeq and is a predicted model, not a curated record. NCBI's taxonomy places the organism in Eukaryota, Metazoa, Mollusca, Bivalvia, Mytilida, Mytilidae.
AUGAACAUUUUGACCCCACACAGACUAGAAGAAUGUGAAAUACAUAAAUUUUGGGAAAUCGAAUCCAUAGGAACAGAAACAGACAGCGAAGUGAAAGCGAAAACGGACUUACAAGAAAUGACGGCUUACCAAGAGAAUAACAUUUAUUUGAAAGACAAUAGGUACAUCGCCAAGUUUCCAUGGAAACCAGAACAUCCGGAGUUGCCUAGCAUCGAGAUGAUCGCCAGAAAGAGAGCAUACAACGUGAAAAACCGACUUGCUAAAGAACCAGAGAUGCUUAAGAUAUACGGUAACAUUAUCAACGACCAAGAAAAUCGAGGUUUUAUAGAGAAGGUUGAGACCCCGGAUGAGACUACUAAUCGAGUACACUAUAUUCCGCACCACCCAGUGAAAAAAGAUUCAUCGACUACACCGAUACGUAUAGUAUAUGAUUGCAGUUGUCGUCAAGAUUCAGAAUCACCCAGCUUAAAUGAUUGCCUUUCUUCUACACCGCCGCAGCUUAAUAAGCUAACAGAUAUUCUUACAAGAUUCCGCUACGGGAAAUACGCCUUAACAACUGAUAUUGAGAAAGCAUUCCUCCAGAUUGGACUAGACGAACAAGACCGCGAUUCCACCCGAUUUUUCUGGCUUAGAGAUCCAAGCAACCCCAAGAGUGAACUUGGGACUUACAGAUUCAAGGUAAUUUUAUUCGGAGCGACAUGUUCGCCAUUUAUUCUUAACGAUACAUUAUUGAAACGGUUACAAGUGCUACAGCCUGAGAUACUUAAGCCCAACGCGCUUAUGGAGCCAGUGCCUACUUGUGUAAAGGAAUCACUUCUUCUCUCGUAA